Molecule: messenger RNA, 2275 nt
Organism: Phascolarctos cinereus (koala)
Lineage: Eukaryota; Metazoa; Chordata; Mammalia; Diprotodontia; Phascolarctidae
Gene: WNT9B
Product: Wnt family member 9B
Biological process (GO): canonical Wnt signaling pathway; multicellular organism development; cell fate commitment
Cellular component (GO): extracellular region
Molecular function (GO): frizzled binding; cytokine activity
Source: RefSeq, a predicted model, not a curated record
AUGGGGAGGGGGGCUAGCUGUCGGGAAGAAGCGGCUGAGUCCGCACCCCUCUGCUCCCGCACCCCCACCCUCCCCGCCUUAAAGCCCCGCGGGGAGCAGGUGGCGGCCGGGGUAGCCGAGCGGAGGAGCCGCCGCCGCAGCCGCAGCAAGCCGGGCGCCCACGGAGGAGAUGAGAGCAGGAGCGGCGCCGCCGGCACCAUGCGCCGCCCGCCUCCGCUGCCCCUGGCCGCACUCUGCCUCUUGGCGCUGCCAGCAGCCGUCGUCGCCUACUUCGGCCUGACAGGAAGAGAAGCUCUGACUCCUUUCCCUGGAGUAAGCUCAGCCACGGCUCCCCUGCAAAGCAGAGCCCACCUGAAGCAGUGUGACCUGUUGAAGCUUUCCCGCAAGCAAAAGCAGCUAUGUCGGCGGGAGCCGGGCCUAGCUGAGACCCUGUAUGAUGCUGUGCACCUGGGUGUCCUUGAGUGCCAGGCCCAAUUCCGCCAUGAGCGCUGGAACUGUAGUUUGGAGGGGAGAACAACGCUCCUGAAAAGAGGUUUCAAGGAGACGGCAUUCCUGUAUGCAGUGUCCUCAGCAGCCCUCACCCAUGCAUUGGCCCGGGCCUGCAGUGCAGGCCGAAUGGAACGCUGUACCUGCGAUGACUCUCCUGAGGAGAACCGCCAGGCCUGGCAGUGGGGUGUGUGUGGGGACAACCUCAAAUACAGCACCAAAUUCCUCAGCAACUUCCUGGGAUCCAAGAAGGGAAGCAAGGACCUUCGUGCCCGGAUGGAUGCCCACAAUACCAACAUGGGUAUCAAGGCUGUGAGGAAUGGUCUGAAGACCACAUGCAAAUGUCAUGGCGUCUCCGGCUCCUGUGCCGUGAGGACCUGCUGGAAGCAGCUCUCCCCCUUCCGGGAGACGGGCCAAUUGCUAAAGCUACGUUAUGACUCCGCCGUCAAGGUCUCCAGCACCACCAACGAAGCCUUGGGGCGCCUGGAGCUGUGGGCACCCCCGAGGUCCAGCCGCCCAGCCAAAGGCACAGCCCCUCGGCCCGGCGACCUGGUGUACAUCGAUGACUCGCCUAGCUUCUGCCGGCCCAGCAAGUACUCUCCGGGCACAGCAGGGCGGGCCUGCUCCCGGGAGGCCAGCUGUGACAGUCUGUGCUGUGGUCGGGGCUACAACACCCAGAGCCGCCUCGUGGCCUUCUCUUGCCAUUGCCACGUGCAAUGGUGCUGCUAUGUUGAAUGCCAGCAGUGCGUACAGGAGGAGUUGGCCUACACGUGUAAGCAGUAGGUCCAGGUUCCCCAGUCUGAGGAUGCUGAGCUGGGCUAGAGACAUCCCUGACCUGUUACACUCUCCUACUGGCCCAGCUUCCACUCUAAGCACACUGACCCCCCACAACCACACUGUUGAGUGUGUGCACCUGGAUGUAUGCUUGCCCACUCCCCACACCUUCCUUCCUCUUUCUACCUUGGCUGUAACCAUUAACUCCUCCAUAAUCUUCAUGCUCCAAACUUGUUGAGGAGGAAUGAGGACACAUGGGACCUCAAGGUCCACCACGUGUCAGUGUCCGUGAUGCGCCAAAGUAUCCCAUUUCAUUAGUUGGGAGAUAGUGUGAUGAAAUGAGGUUGGAAGACUAGAGAAAAGGGGAAAAAACAAGGAGGAUAAGGGUGGCAAGGGGGAGGGGGAGGAUGCUUUUCCCUCUUCAUGUCUGGAAUGAAUGAGGAUUGGAGCUUGAGUAGUCAAGAGAAUCCCCAGAGGGCUGAACUGAGAGAAUUGGGUAGAAGUCACAGAGAGGGAGAUUUUAGCCAUAUUAAGUGCGAGAUGCAAAGAUGACCCUGAAUAGCUUAGUGGCCUGCAAAUACUGGGAGUCAAUGGAAGAUGACAUUAUGUCAAGGGAGGUUUCAGUUACAAACCUGAGCCCUGGGCCCUUUCUAAGAAAAAAAUUCACAUCGGGAAAAAAAAAAAACCAAUUCCUGACAGCUAGAACCGUCUACAAGUGGCUGCCUUGGAAGGUAAGCUCCCUGUCAGUACAAGGUAAAUGACCGCUUGCAGUGAUAUUGUAGCAAAUGUUCCUAUUCAAGGCUAGAUGACCCCUAAAGUUCAAUCUAGUUAUGGGAAAAUACCAUACUGGGAUGCAAUUCCAUACUGAGAAAGGAAAGGAAGCCAGUUGCUGAUGGGAAAGAAAGGAGAGCCUGACUGGGAUGAGUCAAUGCCUUCCUCAAGCAUCAUUAGCUGGGUUUGCAAUAAUGUUAUACUGCAUCCUCCCACCUUCUGGUUUGGGGUGACCUUGCCAGGG